UCGGCGGAGGUGAGGAGCGCGCGCGAGUUGGUGGCGAAGUGACGCACGGGACGCGCCGCGAUGCCGGGAUCGUAGACGUGUGACAGAGUGAUGCGAUGUUCAAGGACACGGAGUACCUCUUACCUGGUGCCCGUCGCAUGGCUGUGCGCGGCGCUGGGCGCGGCCGCUGACGUCAUGGAGGAGCUGGAGCUGAGCUGCGGCGGCGAGUUGGGCUGCGGCGAGCUGGAGCCGCCGCCCGACUUCCUGCGUCUGGUGCCGCCGCCGCCCGUGCCAGAAUUCAUGGAGGAGUACGUGCAACGGCUGCACCAGGGCAGCGGCGAGUGCCUCCUCUGCAACUGGGCGCACAACGACUCGCUGCUACUCGUGGGCGGAGAGUCGACCUCGUCGUCAUGGAUACCGAUCCUGGUGGUGGUGGCGCUGCUGUCGGCGCUGCUGGGCGCCGUCGCCAUGGUCGUCAUCAUCCGGUGUCGCAGGUGGCGAGUCCUUCCAUCGAAAGGUCUGUGUCCGCUCGUGGCAAUGGAGCGGCCCAAGGAGACGGCGCCGCCAGUGCCCAGCUCCAAGCCGCCGGGCGGGCGCGGCGGCGCGGCGGUGGCAGCCUCGGCCUCGCGCAUGCGGCUCUGGCCGCGCGGCGGGGCCGGCCUGCACUCGCCCGACAGCGGCGGCGACUCUGAGGCCGGCUACGUCGAGCAGCCGUACACGUUCCCCGACCAAGAGAGCGCCGUGUACGCAGAGCUGAACAGUGUGGCGUCACAGGGCGCGCCCGCCUGCCGCACCUACCUGAUGAACACGUACAGCGAGAUCGGCGAGCCGCGCCGUCUGCUGCCCGACGGCACGUACGAGAACGCCGGUUACCUGCUGGAGCCGGCCGGCGAGUCGGCCGGCUCGGCUGGCUCCGCCCACAGCAGCGCCUACUACUCGGACGUGUCGGCCGCACCAUGA
Molecule: messenger RNA, 939 nt
Organism: Pollicipes pollicipes
Lineage: Eukaryota; Metazoa; Arthropoda; Thecostraca; Pollicipedomorpha; Pollicipedidae
Exons: 6
Coding region: 91-939 (282 amino acids)
Source: RefSeq, a predicted model, not a curated record